This is a messenger RNA of Indicator indicator, 3150 nucleotides long. RefSeq names its product G-patch domain containing 1 (gene GPATCH1). Gene Ontology annotation, biological process: mRNA processing. The transcript is spliced from 20 exons. Bases 1 to 2790 code for a protein of 929 amino acids. Gene Ontology annotation, molecular function: RNA binding. Gene Ontology annotation, cellular component: nucleus. The record is from RefSeq and is a predicted model, not a curated record. NCBI's taxonomy places the organism in Eukaryota, Metazoa, Chordata, Aves, Piciformes, Indicatoridae.
AUGGCGUCGGCGUCCAGUGAUAGUGAGGGAGAGGAUCUGGUGAGCUAUGGGAUCGCGCUGCAGCCCCUGCAGGAAGGUGACCGCAUUAAAAAGCCAGUUCCUCUUCAAGAACAGACUGUUAGGGAUGCAAAGGGACGAUACCAGCGUUUCCAUGGAGCAUUUACUGGUGGCUUCUCUGCUGGUUACUUUAAUACCGUUGGCACAAAGGAAGGAUGGGCUCCUUCAGCUUUUGUGUCAUCACGGCAGAAGAGAGCAGACAGAACCAUUCUUGGACCAGAAGACUUCAUGGAUGAAGAGGAUCUUAGUGAGUUUGGGAUAGCACCAAAAGAUAUUACAACCACAGAUGAUUUUGCAUCCAAAGCUAAAGACAGAAUAAAGGAGAAAGCAAGGCAGGUUGCAGGAGCAGUCGCCAGCAUCCCAGGAACGACAGCAUUUGAUGAAUUAAUAGGACCAUCAAAAAUAACAGUUGGUGUUGAACUGUUACGAAAGAUGGGCUGGAAGGAGGGACAGGGAAUUGGACCUCGCAUCAAAAGAAAGCCACGCAGGCAGAAACCUGAUCCUGCAGUGAAAGUGUACGGCUGUGCCUUGCCACCUGGACUCUCUGAGGGUUCCGAGGAUGAAGAAGAUGAGUACCAGCCAGAGAAUGUGACAUUUGCACCUAAAGAUGUAAUGCCUGUAGAUCUGACUCCAAAAGAGAACGUCCAUGGGCUUGGCUAUAAGGGUUUGGACCCCUCACAAGCUUUGUUUGGUGCAUCUGGAAGAGAGCACCUCAAUCUCUUUGCUGGUAGUUCUGAAAACACGAGCAAUUUGCUCAGUGACCUGAGACACAGUAAAGGAAGGAAGCUGGGCAUAACGGGUCAGGCUUUUGGUGUUGGAGCUUUAGAAGAGGAAGAUGAUGAUAUUUAUGCAACUGAAACACUGUCAAGGUAUGACACAGUUCUAAAAGAUGAAGAACCUGGAGAUGGCUUGUAUGGCUGGACAGCACCUAAGCAGUAUAAGUCCAAAAAAAGGUCUGAAAGAGAAGUUAAAUACAUAGGCAAGAUCUUGGAUGGUUUUUCCUUGGCAUCAAAAUCAUCGACUCCAAGCAAGACUUACCCACCACCUGACCUGCCACGGAGUUAUAGACCAGUCCAUUACUUUCGCCCUGUGAUAGCAGCUGGGAGUCAAAGCUACCACUUACAGAAGGCACUAGAGGAGUCAACUGGAAAGCUGGAGAGUGAUGUGACACAACAAAGCAGGCAUACUUUGAAUGCCUCACAGAGGAGGGAACGACUGGGAGAGACUGGUCUCAAAGGUCCAGCUCCUUCUGUUUUGGAAUAUCUGUCUGACAAAGACAGAGAAAGACUCAAAGAAGUGAGGCAAGCAUCUGAACAACAAAUGAAAGCAAAAGCGUUGCCUCAGCAGGCCCAAACCAGCAGGUUCCAGCCAGCAUCCCUAGAGGAUGCUGCUCACAAGUGGCAAAUGUUGUUGGGAGAACAGCUAGCAAAUGCUGGCUCUAGUGACUUCAAACCAUUUGCCAGAAAUCCAGAAAAACAAAGAAGAUAUGAAAGCUUUGUGAAAAGUAUUAAACAAGGAGAAAAAGAGAAAUUGGACCACUAUUUAGACCCAAGUAUGACAGAAUGGGAGCGAGGAAGAGAACAAGAGGAGUUCUUCCGUGCAGCAAUGCUCUACAAAUCCUCAAACUCAACACUGUCAUCCAGAUUUACUCGAGCCAAAUAUGAAGAUGAUAUUGACAAAGUUGAAGUUCCUCGGGAUAAAGAGAAUGAUAUUGAUGAUAAGGAAACUGCUGUGAAGAUGAAGAUGUUUGGCAAACUCACAAGAGACGCUUUUGAAUGGCACCCUGAAAAGCUGUUGUGCAGAAGAUUUAAUGUUCCUGAUCCAUAUCCCAAUUCUUCCAUUGCUGGGUUACCAAAAGUGAAACGGGACAAGUAUUCUGUGUUUAAUUUCUUAACUGUGCCUGAGCCCACCACACCUGUAACUCCAGCAACAAAUGAAAACAUCCAACAGAGCAACAGUCUCAACAAACCAAAGAAACCUUCAAGAUGGGAUAUGUCAGAUAAAGAGAAGGAAAAAAAAGACUCUAUCAGCAAAUUCAUUAGUCUUGCUAGAUCAAAAGCUGUUGCUCAGCAGCAGCCAGUGCCAGCAACAGAAGAAGGUGGAACUGGGCCGAAUGAAACUCUUCCUGCUGAGGUGAGUUUACAGUGCCAGGAAGAAGAAAGCAGACCAUCCAUGGACUUAUUUAAGGCUAUCUUUGUGAGUUCCUCAGAUGAAAAAUCAUCUUCCUCUGAAGAGGAGAGUGAUGAUGAACCGCAACCAACUACUUCAGUAACAGAUUCAGAGCCCACCAAGCAAGCUGCUCCACCAGACAGUUCUUUAUCCAAUGCACAAGAGAAUCUGGCUGCUACAACUGAUACUGGCAUUUCUUUGUUGCCUACUUCAGAGCAGGAACUGGAUGCAGCAGAGGAAUUUGGACCAAAGUUGCCUCCAGCUUUUUCUUCUGGCCCUUGGCAACAGGAACUGGUGGAACCAGCAAGUUUUCCUGGUCCUAGUAAGAAAGAAAAACAUAGGAAGAACAGAGAGAAACACAGGACUAAGAGAGAACACAAACACAAAAAGGAAAAGAAAAAGAAACAUAAGAAACAGAAAAACAAGGGAAAACACAAGAACAAAAAAUCAGAAAAAGACAGUAGCUCAGGCUCUACAGAUAGCAGUGACAGGUCCAGUGACAUAGGUACCACAGGCCUGUCACCCAAAGAGCUUCUAAGAAGGUUAAAACAGCUUCAGUAUUGAAAAGGCAGCUUGCUUUCUUCAGUGCUGUUGGCCUGGUCUCAGGCUUCUGAUCUCCUCUGUGAUGGUAGAUCAAUCAUGUAUAUGUUGAAGCACUGUAGAUACUGUAUUCAUAUUGAAUUUGUUUUAAAGUAAAUGUGCAUAUGUUCAUUUUGUGAUGCUUCACAUGUUCAAAAUGUGUGGAUGAUGGAAUGUUGAAAAGCCCCCUUUCUGGGCAGCUUAAGCUGAAGUUCUGCAGGCUCUGUUUUAAUUAACUUGAAACAAGAUAUUUUAAUAAAUGUAAGUAUUGCAAAUAAUUUUUGUAGGACAUGUCAUUGCCCAGGACCCCUAAACUGCUUUCAGUUUGAAUUAAAUUAGGAAAUU